Acanthocheilonema viteae is the source of this 1737-nucleotide messenger RNA. The record is from the annotation of a GenBank genome assembly. Lineage: Eukaryota; Metazoa; Nematoda; Chromadorea; Rhabditida; Onchocercidae.
AUGUUAGAUUGGUCUCGUAAAUUCGGAAGUGUGAAGUCUUUUGUGCUACGAAACUUGAAUACCACUGAUGCUAAUUUCUGUGGAACACUGCUGGACUUUGUGCGUAAAUUGAACGCAAAAGCACGUAAGCGUCUGGAAAUUGCUUUGCUUGAAGAACUUGAUGAUAUCUGGAAUGAUCGAAAUCGAUCGUAUCAAGCUACGUUUAUUCUGGAACUUCUCAAGCAGUGCGGUUUUGAUAGAUGGUUUACUGAUAUACCAUUGAUGGAUUCAAUUUUUAACAGUGACAUUGCAAAUAUAAAGAUAAAAUUACUAACGUGUUUGUCGCCUGCGAUGCCUGAUUGUGAGAUCUUUCUGACCGAUAAAUUUGUAGAAAUGCUCAAUAAUGACAGCAUAGAUGGUUUAAAUUAUCUCGUAAAAGUAAUGUUGCAAUUCAAAGAGCCGAAAGAGAUUUUGGAUUUAAUGAAAGAAACGAAGCAUAAAGAUUCGAACAGUGUAAAAAUUACGCUGACUUCACUGAUAGAGAAUUUUGCUGUUGAAUCCGUUUUUGAUCCUUCUUUCUGGUUUGACGUUUGUAUUAAAUCCAACGUUGAUUUGAUUUCAUUCAGUGGCAGUGAACACAGUGGACAAUGCGCAUCACUUCCUGAACUAUACAGAAGACUGUAUCCUUCAGCUUCGCCAACAUUGAUGAUAAGCGAUAAACAGCGUAAAGCAAUCGAUCAGUAUUAUCAUACUUUAAAAAUAAACUGCGAAAUGUUGGCAUCUUUAUGCGAAACGAUAGGAACGAAGAAUAUUAUUAAAGAUGCAUACAGUUCGGUAUGGAAUGUUUUGAUGCGAAGCCGUCAUAAAGCUGCACUGGUUCACAAACUCAUAGAUGACGCAGAAUAUGGGAUUCCUCUUUUUACGUUUCUUUUUCGAUACGAUUUAUUAUGGCAUGAAUAUUGCCAACAAUUAGAACAGGCAACGGUACACGAUCCAGCUUUAAUAUUGUUGCUUUCAUUACUGGAGAAAUUACGCUUUGUGAGCAAAUCAUUUUACGCUACAACUCAAUUAAAACAUCUGCAAUCGAUGGUAAGCAAACUUGUUUCUUUACUCGUGGUGAGUCCUAAUCUACGAGUCAAUCAUUUACUAGUGACUUCCUUAUUACGUCUGAUACCAUAUAAAAGAAGAUUAACAUACCGAUUGAAAAGAAUCAUGGAACAUAAAUUACCAUUGAAUAUUAAGAAUGCACUAAGCUAUGCUAUCUCAGAAUUAGAGGCGAUGGAGUUCCUAUACUUGCCAUCUGAUCCACUUCAUUCUUUCUCUUCACAUUCUACUACUUUGUUGCCUAGUUUGAUUCAGAAAACUCACAAAAUGCUAACUGAUAGCACUUUGAAGCUUUUUGAACACUUUGGAGUUUUACUUAUGGAAAUUGAAAAACAUGCUUAUUCAUCAAAAGAAUUGUGGCGGUUCUAUGCUGCGCAUGCUUUAGUGAUACUUUCGCGUACUUCAUGCAAUAUAUUGAUUCAUUUCCACUCUUAUCGAUACAGGUUUAUAUUUUGCUGUCGCUCACUUUUAUUGGAUGAAGUUGAUUGUAUCAGACGCGUUGCAUUCCGCGCGCUUAAUGUAUGCGACAGUGGAGCUGCUUUAUCCUUUUCUUGGGAUCUAGCUAAUAAGUUGAAAAGAACCAAGGAAAUUAAGAAAACAUUAUGGAAAGGCACUGAAUUGCAGAGACCCGGCGCUUUUGAAGAUUCAAGCUAA